Molecule: messenger RNA, 1725 nt
Organism: Fundulus heteroclitus (mummichog)
Lineage: Eukaryota; Metazoa; Chordata; Actinopteri; Cyprinodontiformes; Fundulidae
Gene: bloc1s6
Product: biogenesis of lysosomal organelles complex-1, subunit 6, pallidin
Exons: 6
Coding region: 198-716 (172 amino acids)
Biological process (GO): intracellular transport
Cellular component (GO): BLOC-1 complex; extrinsic component of membrane; transport vesicle
Source: RefSeq, a predicted model, not a curated record
GAACGUGAUCACGUGAUGACGCAGCGGUCACAUGACGCAGUCUCAUGCUACAACAAAUCGAAAAUCUCCCGAUUACUCUUUUUUUUCUGACUGCACAACACGCGAUCCAGCCUACAGCCGCCGCUCAGCCGAGGUUUGAACAGGGAGGGAUCUGACUGCUCGACGCCAACCAGACUGGGUCAACCGCGGAGCUGCAGAUGGAGGUAGCGGGAAUGGAAGAUGAAGGACCUUCGACCCAGAGUGAACUUCCAGAUCUCCAGGCAACGCAGCAGCAGCAGCAGCCGCCGCUGGAUCUGCAAAGCUCCACGCCUGUAGAGAACGUCUGCGUGGAUCAGAAAGCGGUGGACAAACUCACGGAGGGAUUCCUUUCCCACUAUCUACCAGACCUGCAGAACUCAAAACGAGCCCUGCAGGAGCUCACGCAAAACCAGCUGAUUCUGCUGGACACCCUGGAUCAAGAGGUCACCAAGUUCAGAGAGUGCAACGGCUUGCUGGACCUCAACUCGCUGUUCACGGAAGCCAAAGUUUACCAGAACAAGCUGGUCAACAUAAGAAAAGAGAUGAUCAUGCUCCACGAGAAAACAACUAAGCUAAAGAAGCGGGCGUUGAAGCUGCAGCAGCAGAAGCAGAAGGAGCAGCUGGAGAAGGAGCAGCAGCGCGAACGGGAGCUCGAGAGGGAGAGGCAGCUUAUCGCCAAGCCUGCUAAAAAAACGUAGACCUCGCUGCGACGGCUCCGGCGCUAAAGAUCCGCCCUGACGGGUUUGGCCGUCUCACUCUGUUUACUACGUGUCUCCGGUCAAUCACACAACUUUCAACCAUUUUCCAAAGUGCGAGCUGGAUAAUCAGACAGGCAACACGUUAGUUGCUGCUUUUGGGGAUCCUUGAUACGUUUUUCCCUCAUUUAGUCCAUUUUUACUUUCCAGAUGUUGCAAAACAAACAAUUCAGUCAGGAUUUAGAGUUUAAGCCUUCCUCCAGGUUUACCGCCUGUCCCACAUCUCAGACAUUUUUAACUACUUGUUCUCUUUGAAGCUGUUUUCAGCAGAAAAAAAGUUCAUAUCAGACCACCAUGGCAGCCAAGCUGUUCAUGUUCAGGUAUUUAGUGUUAAUUAUUCCUCUGUGGAGAAAAUGAACAUUUAAUCCUCCUUAGUGAAACUAGCCUUGUGUGGGCGCUUUGCUCAAUUGUUCCUCCGCACCCUUCAGUCAGCGGCGGGCGCCUUGUGCACUCGCUGUUGUGAGGUUAACUCCUGGUUUCCCUUUCGGACAUGGUUUUAAUACAAUUCCCUACAGAUCUUGUGAUUUAAAAUCUUAUGGAACUCGGAAAAUAACCUCCUGCUUCGGGUCAGCUUUGCAGUGACACUCCUAUAUCUGCUCGGCACAAAAACGGAUGACUUCUGUGCAAAAGGCCAGUUGUUUUCCCUGAUCCAACAUGGCGCUACGGAGCCUUUUUACAUCCCUGUAAAUGUGUAGGUUUUGUGAGAGAAAUGGGUUUGUGGGUUGAGGGGCUGUGGGGUUUGUGCCAGAGCGACGAGCACAGCCACACUGGCUGACCUCUCUGACCAACGCUAUGUUGAGGUGUGGGUCAGUGGCGUGGGGAUGGCGAGCAGCAUGUGGAGGCGCCACCAGGCUGCUGUGUUUGUGUACGUGCACAACGUGUUACUGAGGCCCUCAUGGUGAAAUGAACUGUCAAUAUACACCGCCUGUCCAAAAAAAAAAAAAAAAAAAAA